Penicillium olsonii is the source of this 4179-nucleotide messenger RNA. The record is from the annotation of a GenBank genome assembly. NCBI's taxonomy places the organism in Eukaryota, Fungi, Ascomycota, Eurotiomycetes, Eurotiales, Aspergillaceae.
AUGGGACCAUCGCAGGAACCCUCUUCAUCCGCCUUUCCCUCCCUCGAUCCCAUCAUCAUGGACGACGACAUGGAGUCCACCUUCCGCAACGCCAACAUGGACUUCCUGGAUCCCACAAAACUUGAGAUGUCCGCAGAAAACGGUGGUGCUGAAUUCGACGACUUGUUCGCUCGGGCAACAACCUCGCAUACAAAUGGCACCUCGGGGCAUGCGAAACCCUAUCACGACGAAACCCCCCUGAGACAGGUGCCUGCUCUAGCGGCAGACUCGCCAGCGGAGUCUGCAGAUGAUUCGAGUCGCAGUUCUUCGUCCGAAUCGCCCCGGAAUCACAUCCGACACACUUCGAUCGCCUCCACGAAUUCCGCCGCGCAUAGUGAAAACCCCAUGGCCUCUGCAAACUACUCCACCGAAGACUGGAUGCGCCCGGAGUUAUCAUCAGUGAAGGAGGAGUCACCGUUCAACAUCGAUUCGUCUUUCCACAUGGACGCCGGAUUUUCCGCAGACCCUGAUUUGGAGGUCAGUAACAAGGCAAUGGACGCAGCCUUCGAUUUCGAAAGCGCCGCGAGUAGCCCAAGUCCGUUGAAAGUAGACAAUGGAUCCCUUCCGAGACCGCACAAGCGAUCAAAAUCUCAACUCUGGAGCCCUUCAAGUAAUCAUGCCGCGCUGGCACCAGACGUCGCGCAGUCGAUUCAAGCACCCGGGUCUCCAUUCUUCGCGUUCGGACUGAACAAUCAGUCGCCGUACUCCAACACAAUGCAUCACGAUCUAGAAGGUGCGCCGCCGCAAUGGGGCGGACAGUCUCCAUCUUCGAUUCUGGAAGAAAGCUUCGGAGGAAUCAACAUGAACCACCAGUCGCCUUUGAACGCCUCACUCUCUCCCGGAAUGAACUUCGGCACUCCUCCCUCAUACCCGGUACCAAUGAGCUUUGCUUCAUCCCCGGUUCAGCCUCAGAUGAACUCAACGAAUCCACUUCAACCUGUUCUUACAGUGCACCCAACGUCUUUGAAAUCGCGUGUUGAGACCCAGAUUCCCAUUCGAUUGACCCUUUCCCCUCUACCGUCUGGCGUUAGGAAACUUCGACUUCCUUCGCACACAAUCUCGAAACUCAAGUUCCUUGCACCUCCUGCCACCGAGCCGACGCCCGAUACACUUCAAUUGUAUACAAGCCUGGUUUGCACAAGCGCCAUGCAAGAUCGCGAAAAGAUAAAGCGAGCAUUUUCACGUACUAGAGGAGAACAAUAUCAACCAACUUCGGACGAUGAACGCCCACUGGAUGGAGGUGACGUGAAGAUCUGCAGUGGAUGCAUACAGCGGGAGCGAAAGCGCGCCUCCCGGAAGAAGCAAAGGAAGCCCGAAGAGGAUGAACUGUUCCAAAAAGACGAAGAGAAGAGAGUCAUUGUUUUCAAUACAAGCGAGAUCAAGGAAUGGACGGAGCCACCGAAGAACGCCAGUGGUGGCUAUGGCGACGCCCCAGUGCCGCCAGGAUCCAUGCAGGUAGAGCUUCCUAUGCGGAUUGCUUGCUACUGCCGUCACCAGAACGAGAAACUCGGUUUCCAGGUCAUUUUCACUGUGAAAGAUCAUUCAGACAAUGUUGUUGCGCAGGCAAUCACCAACUCGAUCAUGAUCACCGAUGACCACAAAACCCAGGCUCCGUCUGCGCCAGCGCCAACUGGACCAUCGCCUUCACUUGCAGAUGGCACACAAGUCCCAGGAGUCAGUGUGUUCGCUUCGGGUCAGAACGAAAAUGGGAAGAGUCCCUUUGCACCCCAAUCGCCAACCGAUCUACAGGGUCUCCAACAACGGUUCAACUCUCAGUACCAACUCACGCCCAGUUCGUUCACAGCUCAGGGCUCAACAAACGGGGGGCCUGUGCUCCACCAAUCUCGAAGCCUCUCUCGAGGGGCAUCACCAUCUGAUUUCCAAGGGCCCCAAAGCAAACGACGCAAACACAGCAGCUCUGGGAGACUCCCAUCAGAACUGACAAUGACCCGCCUCGAGACGCCACAGUCAUCUGCCGCGGCUAUGAAUGCCGCUCAACUUGCCGCCGCUCGAGGUUUCGCUUCUCCAUCCGAACAACCAUUUGUAACACCUUCCUCCAUGUCGGGCCAGUAUGGAAACGGCCCGCCGACUCCCAACCAAAGCAAUGACAACAAUCCCUUCUUCAACCCCACUCCUGCCCAGCGCCAAAGCUUGGACAAUCUGGCCGGUGGAGCAAUGGGCUCAACCCCCAACUCUGCUCACCCCAGUCGACCCGGCACGCCAGGCGGAUCGAACCGCAACGGCUUCCAGGACCCUAGUAUCGCUCUUGGGCUCGGUGCAAACUCUUCAAGCCAGGUCUGGCCUCUCAACGCCGCUCCCACGCGUUUGCCAUCGGUGAUUCACAAGUUGGUCCCUUCUGAAGGUUCCAUCACUGGAGGCACUGAGGUAACUUUGUUGGGAAGUGGGUUCUAUCCCGGCAUGGAGGUUGUCUUCGGUGACACGCUGGCGACUACAACCACCUUCUGGGGUGACAAGUGCCUCAACUGCCUGACCCCUCCUGCUCUCCAGCCAGGUCUGGUCUCUGUUGUAUUCAAGCACGAACACCCUAUCUUUGGUCAGGUCCAACAGCACCAAGCCUUGAUGCCUAAGCAGCAGCUGUUCUUCCGUUAUGUUGACGAUCGUGAACUCCAAAUGUAUCGCUUAGCACUCAACAUUCUUGGCCAAAAGCUGGGCAGUCAGGCGGAUGCGUUCCAAACCGCGCGGCAGAUUAUGGGCAGCGAUCCUAAUGCCUUCUUCAAUAUGCAGGCAGAUAUGCAAGGCAAUAGCUCUUCUGGGGGUCAGCAGCGUCAAGUACCAGGUCUUGAGAAUCAAGGUAAACUCAGCGAUAUGGACUCGAAGAUGCUCACCUAUCUCGAGUUCCUUGACCUUGAUGAUAGUCCUCGUCCUCCUCGCUACAACUCCCGCAGCACAACAGGCCAAAGCCUACUUCAUUUCGCGGCUUCGCUGGGCCUGACAAGGUUUGUUGCGGGUCUGUUGGCCCGGGGUGCAAACCCUGAUGUGCAAGACAACGUCGGCAAUACACCGAUGCACUUGGCCGCACUCAAUGGCCAUGCUCACAUUGUCCACCGACUUCGUCUUACAGGCGCCAAUGCCAAUGCUCGCAGCGUGCGAGGUUUCACUCCCGCGGACCUGGCGACAACGCUCCCGGCGCACCAGGCUGCUUUGCUGCCAGCCCGGACCUAUCGGUCUCGCAGCGUUGGAUCCCUUACCUCGCGCCGUCGGCAGAGUAGCUCAGCCUCGCUCAGCUCUAUGUGGGAAGUGUCAUCAGCAUCGGGCUCUCUUGGUCAUGCUGCUGGCGAUUCAGAAGAAUUGGACGACGAGGAAGAAACAACGGACGAUUCGGACUCCGAGCCUUUGCAUUUCAGCUCUUCUCGUCGCUCAAGUAUGCAUCAAGACAUCAGUCCCCCGAUCGCCGAUACCAGUGAACAGAGCGCCACCUCCGGUGAUCCGCCGGCACCUCUGGUCGCCUGGCGUGAUCAGCUGGCUGUUCAGAUCACCCAAUUCCAGCAGAGCGUCGCCAACGCCUUCCCCAACCUUCCUGCCCUCCCUCCAAUGCCUCCAAUGCCCGCUAUCCCUGCUCUCCCUGAUUACCAGGGUCAAGGUAUGAUGCGCCGCAUCACCAAUCUCGUACCUAACCGGCCCACCGCCGGGGACGGCUGGUGGGAUUACCUCAAGGGCAACACAUCACCCAACCCCAACCAACCGCCCUCAUACGAUGAGCUUUUCCCACACCCUGAUCCCACCGCCGAGGAUUCGGAUAUCAAGAAGUCGACCCUUCUGCGCGCCGCGACAGAGGCAGCUAUCGACCAGCAUUUCGAAGCGGAAAGCAGCAACGCCGCUUCAACAUCCCAGCUCGCACCCGCUGUUGUCUCCGAAGUCAAGGAAGAACUCAAAGACAUUACAAUUGGCCGCAAGGUCAUCUCACACGAGCAGCAGAAGCACCUCCGUGAGCAACAGGCUCAACGCAUGAAGGGCCUGCGCAGCGAUCGCAAUCUUUACUUUGUCUGGAUUCCCCUUCUUCUGCUGGUUAUUUGCGCAUGGGUCCGUAACUACGUUCCCGGAAUCUGGAAAGGCGUCACGGAUACGUUUGAAUUUGUGAAAGCCCGCUCUUCACAGCAGGCUGUGGAGGUGGGUAUUUAG